Schizophyllum commune H4-8 is the source of this 1592-nucleotide messenger RNA. RefSeq lists its product as uncharacterized. Lineage: Eukaryota; Fungi; Basidiomycota; Agaricomycetes; Agaricales; Schizophyllaceae. The transcript is spliced from 2 exons. The record is from RefSeq and is a predicted model, not a curated record. The coding region runs from base 160 to 1500 and encodes 446 amino acids.
CUUCCACGUAGUGCGCAGUCCGACAACCUACUUACGACCCAGAUCCAGAAGCGUAGAGUAGAAUCCUGUUCACCGUCACACUCCUUUGACGCGCCACGAGUACGGUCAGCCACGAGCUGCGAGCGCAGUGAUCGCGCCUCUGUCAGUCAGGAUCGAGCUAUGACUAGCAAGGUCGAUUCUGAGGUCCCGAAAAGUGACGUCGUGCGCGAGCGACUGCACGAGCUGCCCCUUCCGGACACCCAACAGCGCAAUUUACACGACCUUAUCGAUCCUCCCGUUCACCGCCUCCCACCUGAGGUGGUUUCGGAAAUCCUUCUCAUGGUCGUCUUCGGCAACAUCUGCGCGAGUGUCAGCGUGUUUGUCGUGCGGCAUAUCCUCUCCUGCGUCUGCGGUUCAUGGCGUGAAGUGACUCGGAGCACGCCGGCCCUCUGGAACAGAGUCCCGUCUCAAUUGCACUCGGUCUCUCUACAACCGCAUCUGAUCGACUAUGCGAAGCACGCAUCGGAGAACGCUACUCUCUCCGGCGCGCUCCCGCUCGAGAUUUAUCACCAGCUUCCCGCUGAUGACCGUCUUCUCGAUGAGCUUUUCGAGGCGCUACGCCCUGAAUUUCACCGCGUCCAAACUAUCAUCAUCGAAGCCGACUUCAGUCUGUUAGACAGCUAUCACGGGAUCGAUCUUCCCGCUCUGCAGAAGGCGCACCUGGAGCUGCACGGUCAGCCGGCGAGGCGCCCACUCAAUCUCUUGACAAAGGCGGCCGCGCUUUCGGAACUACGUCUCAAAUUCCCUGAUGACGAUGAUCUUUACGCAGAACUGCCUGCUCUCCCUUGUCCCGCGCUUCCUGUGUUAACGAAGCUCGCCCUAGAGAUCAACGCUACCAUCCCACUCGCAGAGCUGCUGCAGGCGCUACGUGCCUGUGCGGACAGUCUAACAGAAAUGGAGUUACAAUGGAAGAGGACUAGCCAGUCUCUAUUACCCACCAUUCCUCUCGUGCAGAUGAACGCACUGCGCCGCAUCUCCUCGUCGCUGGCCGCGCAUGAGAUACUCAACCACAUCGAUGCCCCAGCCCUGGAGCAUGUCGCCAUCAUUCCCGUGUGCGCGUUCGACGACGGCGACCCAUUCUCUUCCCUUUCCGCCUUUGUCUCUCGCCUCCCAUCCCCUGGCAAAAUCACGCGGCUCGAAGCGAACGCGUCUACCGACAAUACCGACUCCUUCGUCGAGUGCCUUGCGAAAUUGGGCGGCAUACGUCAGCUGAGCAUGAGCAGCACGGCGUACGAGGGUCUGUUGACGCAGGGCGUCUUCUCGCGACUGACGUGCGUGGCGGGUGCUAGGCCGCUCCUGCCCAGGCUCACGAAGCUGUACGUCUCGUUUCUACUGCCGCCGCGCGAGAAUCCGGAGGCAGAGGAGGCGUUGAAGGAGAUGAUUGCAUCGCGGAAGGCGCCUCGCGUCUGCGCAUCUCGAGAGGUGGCAGCGCUGGAGUCUGCCAUAGUGCGGGUUUGGUGAGGGUUCAGUUGGCUUUUUCGAUAUCGUGUUUACGCCUGCGCUCGCCAUCGGCUCUAUUUACGACUUGAAUACGAGGAUAGUGAGAGAGGUGA